Molecule: messenger RNA, 1232 nt
Organism: Penaeus vannamei (Pacific white shrimp)
Lineage: Eukaryota; Metazoa; Arthropoda; Malacostraca; Decapoda; Penaeidae
Source: RefSeq, a predicted model, not a curated record
UGGAGCAAGAGAGCACCACGGAGGAUGAGCAGAAACCACCAGCUGCAAUGGAAGUGCAACGGGCUGCAGGCUACCACGAGGAGCAAGGGAGCACCACGGAGGAUGAGCAGAAACCACCAGCUGAAAUGGAAGAGCAACGGGCUGCAGGCUACCACGAGGAGCAAGGGAGCACCACGGAGGAUGAGCAGAAACCACCAGCUGAAAUGGAAGAGCAACGGGCUGCAGGCUUCCACGAGGAGGAAGGGAGCACCACGGAGGAUGAGCAGAAACCACCAGCUGAAAUGGAAGUGCAACGGGGUGCAGGAUACCACGAGGAGCAAGGGAGCACCACGGAGGAUGAGCAGAAACCACCAGCUGAAAUGGAAGUGCAACGGGCUGCAGGCUACCACGAGGAGCAAGGGAGCACCACGGAGGUUUGUGCGCCCGGUGUGCAGGAUGAGCAGAAACCACCAGCUGAAAUGGAAGAGCAACGGGCUGCAGGCUACCACGAGGAGCAAGGGAGCACCACGGAGGUUGGUGCGCCCUUUGUGCAGGAUGAGCAGAAACCACCAGCUGAAAUGGAAGAGCAACGGGCUGCAGGCUUCCACGAGGAGCAAGGGAGCACCACGGAGGAUGAGCAGAAACCACCAGCUGAAAUGGAAGUGCAACGGGCUGCAGGCUUCCACGAGGAGCAAGAGAGCACCACGAAGGAUGAGCAGAAACCACCAGCUGAAAUGGAAGAGCAACGGGCUGCAGGCUUCCACGAGGAGCAAGAGAGCACCACGGAGGUGAAAGAUGACUCCCGCCCUGCUGAUGAGACCAAGAGCGAGGCCAGCGGCAGCGACCAAUAGAUUGAUUUAUUAGCUGGAAGUAAAGGAAACACACACUUUUUCUCUCUCUGUCGGUCUUUCCUUUUCUCUGACUCUCUAUCUAUUUCUUUUUUUUCUCAUUCACUCCUAUCCCCUUCUCGCUCUUACUCACACAUACCCACACGGACAAACACAUUUGUUUAGAUGCUUUUUCUGACAUUAUAUAACAUUCAGUUGUUUGCUUUGUUCACACUUUGAUAUUUAUGCUGACAUAUAGGAUUUUUACACCAAGGCAUUGAUACCAGGAGUACAUAUAUAUAUUGAGUAUUCAGUGUGGCCUUGCUUUCUUAUUUAUGAUGACAUAUAUGAGUUUACUACCAAGGCAUUAAUUGUUUGGUCAACUUGCACGUUGAACUAUUAUAGAAAGAUAAAGGACUAUAAUUG